Lates calcarifer (barramundi perch) is the source of this 10328-nucleotide messenger RNA. RefSeq names its product zinc finger, FYVE domain containing 16 (gene zfyve16). Gene Ontology annotation, biological process: endosomal transport. Bases 2135 to 6454 code for a protein of 1439 amino acids. NCBI's taxonomy places the organism in Eukaryota, Metazoa, Chordata, Actinopteri, Centropomidae. The record is from RefSeq and is a predicted model, not a curated record. Gene Ontology annotation, molecular function: metal ion binding. Gene Ontology annotation, cellular component: early endosome membrane. The transcript has 18 exons.
GGACAACUUUAUGGCUGAGCUGUUGUAGUGAACUGUAACAGACUGUACAGGUGUUCCCACUAAAGCAGCCACUGAGUGUAUAUAAUAAUGUUAAUGCCUCGAACACGGCGAGCAGCAGGGGGAAUAAACGCUGCCUUACAGACUACCAGGAGCUGUGUAAUAUGGCCCUUAUGGACUGAAUCCAGUCAGACAGUAAACAGUUACAUCACUCUCUCCACAAUGAGUCAGAUCCACUCUGCUCAUUUUUACUGCUUUCUAAAUUUAUUCUCCUAUAGUUUUUGCAGUAAUAUUGUCAGGAUCUCUGUGAUACAUGAUUCAGUCAGUGGUUAAUAAUGUCACAUGGUAUCUUCUUGUUUCGUACUUUGUUUCUGCAGCAUGUAUCACAACUUUAUUGACAUUAAUAUCCUGUAAUUAAUGUUGCUCUGCUAUAAUGUGUAUCUGGUGGGCUGUGGAAGAAUAACAGACAAUUCCAAUUAAUCUCUAUUUUUUUUAUUUGAGGGAUCUGAUAUGGAUUCUUAAAAUCCUGAGGUUGAUGUUUGCAUUUGUGCCUUUUCUCAGUGAACGUGUGCAUCUGUGCUGAAUGUUGUGUGUGUGCAGUGGUUACCUACUCAGGGCUGCAUGUGUAGUUGUUAAAACAAAAAGUACAAAAAGUUUAUUUCACAUUAAAAAGUAAACCAGACAUUAGCUGCUGUAUGAGCCGCUUCGAGUCCUGUAAACUGUGGUGACUCGGGACGGUUCACUGACUCCAGUGAACUCUACACGUCGGUCUUAUCUGUUUGUGUUUGUUGGACAGAUUUUAUCUCUGGUUACGAGACGUGAACAGUGUGUGGAUUCUGCUUCCUUCAGUCCAGACCAGCUGUAACACCUGUCUGCAGAGAUCAGGCUGAGGUGUUGUGCAGAUGAAUCAGUGAGCAGACGUUCAUUUUCUGUGCUGUGCUGAAGCCUCUGCUACUGACUGGGACAGUAUUUAUUUUCUAAUACAUCCUGAAUGAUAUAUUGUAAGUGAUGCAGGUGUUUUAUUAUUUUUUCUCAACUGCUCAGGCCUUAAAAAUAUAGCCGUGUCACGUUUUCAUUGUUUUGUUUUUGCUGAAGAAAAAUCCUCCUUGGUCCACUGUUUUAAAUCUGGGAAAUGUAUUUAUAAUUCAGUUGGUAACGAGCACUUUACACAAUCUCAGCUCAUUUGUUGAUCCCAGGAGGAGCAACUUAUGCAACACUGGUUUUUAUCUUUAGUGAUUCAUCAAGAAUCAGAUCAAUUCUGGACUUUGUGAAUCAAAAUCUAAUCUAGCUGGUAGGUCAGUGCUGAUAUUCAGCCAUGAUGCUAAAACCUAAACAUUUACAAAACCAGGAAAUAUUCACACUUGAGAAGCUGUAAUUAAACAAUCAUCAGUUAUGAAGAUAGUUGCAUUGCACUCUUCACUUCUCUGUGGGUUCAUAAAUUAGAGAACAAGUAAGUUGGUUCUAGUUUCUACAGUUAACUGACAGGAUGCUGUAAAUCUGUUUAAAAAAAAAAAAGAAGAAAAAAAGGAUCUACUUCCUGUCAGUCAGUUCACUAAUUUACCUGGAUGGUUAAACUGGACUGUCGGGGGAAUUCAGGAAGUGGUAACAACAUACUUAACUGAUGUUUCAUGUGGGGAAUUCCUAACAGAGGCCUCACUGUCACAGACGUACAACGAAUCAAAACCAAAUCCUCGUGUGUCACAGUGAAACUGUGAGUAUGAGAUUCAGCAGCCACUCACAAAGUCACUGUCCAUCACUUACACUUUAUUCAACUAUUUCCAUUUUAUGCUCUGUUGUACUUCUACCUCGCUACAUAUCAGAGGAUGAUAAUGUGUUUUUUACUCUGUUACAUUCAUCUGCUGGCUGUAGUUACUUCAGAUUACGGUUUUACAAAGAUGGAACCAGGGAACCCUUCACAAAAAGCACCAUGCAGCUGUGGCCUGUUAUCACGUUUCAGAUAUUUGUGAAUUGUUAGCGGAGAGAGGUUUCCAAGAAAGUGAAAGUGAAAACAGGUUGGCCUGAAACAGACCUCAUCAUGAACUACUUCAAGAAACACAAGCUGAAGCUUUCGGGAAGACCCCUGACUGAAAAUGUGUGGGAACUGAAGGGGAUUAAGGGCCCUUUGUUUUAGCCCAGCAUGGACAGCUUCUUCAAGGCAGCUGUAUGUGAUCUAGAUAAACUGCUUGAUGACUUUGAGCUCAACACUGAGGAGCUUGAUUGCAAAUCUGUUUUCCUGAAGCCUCCUGCGUACCCCUUCUCCUCGCUGGGCUCUCAGUGUUUAUCCUCAGAGGCGUCCACUGUCCCGCCGAGCCUCCCCGACCUUAAUUCUCUUCAUUAUGGUUCUGCCACCAGCUCCAGCGGUCACCACAACCGCAGCACGGAUGACAGAGAGGUCAAAGGUCAGCCUCUCACCGGGGUGGACCUUCUCUCCUCUGUGGAUCGUCGGCCGGCUAAGAGCUCUGCCCCUCCCUGCCCCGAUCGGGCUCUGAAGCCGGUGUGCGACCUCGUGAACGACACCAGCUCGGCCAUCCUGGUCAGGGCCAACAGCCACGAUGCGUUCAGCGAGCUGGACGCGGUGGAAAAGCAGAUGGAGGAGGAGGAGGAGGAGGAGGCUCUGCUUGUGGACUUUGACAGCCCUGUGGUCACGGAGGAGCAAAACGCUGGCUCUAGAGACGCCAAGGAGGAGCAAGCCUCCGCAGGGAAAGACGAACUGCUCAGUCUUGACUCCCAUGAGCAGAGUGGUGGAUACUCUGCCUCACUCAGUCUGCUGGACGUCAUUCUUCCUGCAGCAGUGGAGAGAGGCUGUGAGUCUGCAGAUGAUUCACCGUCACAGAGGACGGCUGAGUCAGCUGACAGAGAGGAGAGGGACUGUGAGGAGGUGGCUUGUACAAACCAAGUGGUGGAUAACUCUUUAGACCACUGUGAACCAGAGGGCUCCCUGCCUGCUGAGAGCAUUAAAGACACAACAACAACCACCUCAGUGCAUAAAGAGGACGAGUCAGAAGAAGCCUCAGAUAAAGGUGAGGCAGAGUCUCCUGCAGGUCUGACAUCUGGGGCUACAGACAGUGAACCGGUGGGUUUGUCCUGCCUGCCCAUAGCUGUGUCCAUGUGUGGAGCUCUGGUGAAACCAAAGACCACAGAGGGUGAGUCAGGACAAGCUGCAGAGCAAUGUGAGGAGGCAGAUGUGUCUGAGAGCACAGAGGCCGACUCCCUGUCAGCGCUGGAGGCCAAGGAGGAUCAGUCCUGUUUGAAGGAACCUGUUUCCUCGUCAGUGUCGGUGUCCGAGCAGAUCGCAGAGGGCAGGCAGUCGCCAGAGGGGCAGCAGGUCUCUGCUGAACCUGCUGCUGCUGCCCCCUCUGUGGACCACACCUCCUCUGAUCACCCAGAACCCAGUCCGGUUGAUCCUCCUGAGUUUGGCUUUGAGUAUCUGCCGGAGAGCGACCAGGCCGAGCUGCUGGUCACUGACGAGGAGUUAGAUGCGUUCCUGCAGGCGCACACUGAAGCAGAGCAGGGCAGAAACGCCUCUUACUGCAGCACCUCCAGAGACUCGACACAACCUGAGAGUCUCUCACAACCAAACGGGGAUCUAGAGGACAGGCUCGUAGAAGAGGAACUGAGAAGCUGCGGUCGAGCCAGACGGGAGGAGCUAGAGGGUCUGGCUUCUCCAGAGAGUGACAGAACAAUGUGUGUGUCUGUGGAGGGAAGUUUUAACCCCGGUGCUCCGUCACAGUCACAGGACUCUUGCAGACCUUGCCAAGAAGAGCCAGAACUCUCCUCCUCCGGUGCGAGCCAUUCUUUGACCAGCAACACUUUCCAGCCCCAGCACAGCGGUAGCCCAGAUCAGCAGCCCUCCUAUGGAGGAGCGAGACCUAAACAGCUUCACUGCCAAACUGCAAGAUCUCCACCAGCAGGGGAAGACGAAGAAGAAGGGGAGCAGCCUCAGACACUCAGCGGGUUUUCAAAAGGGCCCAAUGCAGCAGAGGAUGAAGAGAGUUCACCCAUAAGCCCGAGUCUUACAGAGGAGCAUUCCAACAUUAGGGAUUCAAGCCCUAUAUACGCCACUCAGGAGCAUCAGGAUUACAGUGUGGGGUAUGAUGAACUCUCAGAGCCCCCACCUUACCCCGGGGAGCCACCCACAGAUGGUGCCAGGUCAGUGAACUGGAAGAGAGAGGGAGUGGAGGAGCUGGGGAGCAGGCAGCCCGCCUGGGUGCCAGACUCUGAAGCCCCCAACUGUAUGAACUGUUACCAGAGGUUCACCUUUACCAAGAGGAGGCAUCACUGUCGUGCAUGUGGGAAGGUUUACUGCGCUGUGUGCUGCAACAGGAAGUGUAAGCUCAAGUACCUGGAGAAGGAGGCUCGUGUGUGUGUCGUCUGCUUCGACAGCAUACACCGAGCCCAGGCCCUGGAGCGGAUGAUGAGUCCUACGGGUCCCAGUCCAAACCCCAACGUCCCAUCUGAGUACUGCAGCACCAUCCCCCCUUUGCAGCAGGCUCGUGCCGCCGGCACUCUAAACUCACCUCCACCCACCGUCAUGGUGCCUGUGUCCGUUCUCAAACACCCAAACAACGACAGUUGUCCUCGUGAACAGAAGCGCGUGUGGUUUGCUGAUGGCAUCUUGCCCAACGGAGAGGUGGCAGACACGACCAAGCUGUCGGUGACGAGCCGCAGGAGCUCCCAGGAGUUCAGCGGCGUCAGCCCGGACCAAACAACACCCGGCCCUGCGGCGCCAGAGGUUGGAGUCGGUGGCCCCUCCACCCCCGAAGCCUCCGGAGCUGUAGAGGUGGUCCGACCUCCGGUUUCUGGACCCUGGGAUUACGCCCUGCUCUCUGGGAUCAGUUCCUCAGUUAAGAGGGUUCCCAGUCUGCUGCCAGACAACGAGGACGAGCUCCCUCCUCUGCUCAUCACCACUGGUGAGGACGACGGAGGAGACGUAUUAGUUGAGGAAAGUCCCGCCCCGUGUCAGAUCCUUCACUUGUUGGAGGAAGGAGGACCUCGACCUCUGACAUUUGUCCUGAACGCCAACCUGCUCAUCAACGUCAAACUGGUCACAUACUCCGCUCGGCAGUGCUGGUGUUUUGGUUCGAAUGGUCUUCAGGCGCUGGGGCAGAGAGAGCUGGUGUUUUUGUUGGAGUGUUUGCCAGAGGAAAAAACUCUCCCCAAAGACCUCUUCACGCUCUAUCUCACCAUUUAUCAAGAUGCCCUGAAAGGGAAGUUUUUGGAGGAGCUGGAUAACGUGACGUUCACGAGCAGUUUCCUGGGCAGUAAGGAUCACGCUGGGAUGCUCUUCUUCUCUCCCACCUGUCAGCCUCUAGAUGGCCUCACUCUCCCCCCGCAGCCUUUCCUGUUUGGCCUGCUCAUCCAGAAGCUGGAGGUGCCCUGGGCCAAAGUCUUUCCACUCAGGCUGCUUCUGCGGCUUGGAGCUGAAUACAGCGUGUAUCCCACUACACUGACCAGUGUCCGUUUUCGGGACUCCGUGUAUCGAGAGACAGGACACACCAUUAUGAAUUUACUGGCUGAUCUGAGGAACUACCAGUACAGUCUGUCAGUUGUGGAGGGCCUGAGGAUCCACAUGGAGAUGGGCCACAGUUACAUCGACAUUCCCAAAAGUAGCUUCAAUGAGAUGCAGAAGGUGGUGAAUUCGUCCAACGAGCACGUCAUCAGUAUCGGAGCGAGCUUCAGCUCGGAGGCCGACUCUCACCUGGUGUGUCUGCAGAACGAGGAGGGAAACUAUCAGACCCAGGCUAACAGCAUGCCUGGGAAGACCCGCACAGUGACUGGAGCCAGUUUUGUCGUGUUCAACGGGGCCCUGAAAGCCUCCUCAGGCUUCAUUGCAAAGUCCAGCAUUGUUGAAGAUGGGUUGAUGAUUCAAAUCCCCCCGGAGACCAUGGAGUCUCUGCGCUCUGCCCUGAGGGAGCAGACAGACUUCCACAUACCCUGCGGCAGGAACGACGGAGCGGAGCUCCGAGAAAACGUCACUGUCCGCUGGGUUGACUGGAGUUCACCUGUCAACGCAGGUAGAACCAGCGGGGUUGAUGGGAGGCCUCUGGAUGGAGUGCGCAGUGUGAGGAUGCAGCAGGACGCAGAGUUCGAGUCAGAUGGCCGCGCCAUCAGGUGCACGGAGGUGUUCUACCAGCUGAAGAGUCCUGACUGCAGCCUCGCGUCAGUGCUGUCGUCCUGCAGCGUGUUUCAGAAGGAGAUGGCUUUGGCCGCCUGCAGCGCUCUGACUCCUCACCUGGCCGUUCUCACCUCCAGCGGCAUCAACUCCAUCUCUCUCCGCAUCUCCACACAGGCUGACAUGGUGGAGUACCAGGCUGGCUCUGGAGGCAGGCUCCUCCCUCAGCGCUACAUGAACGAGCUGGACAGCGCCCUGAUCCCCGUCAUCCACGGAGGUAGCGCCAGCGUACCACAGACUGCCAUGGACGUGGAGUUCACCUUCUACGUCACACACACUAUCUAAUGCACACGCAGACUAACGCCACGCCCAAAAGUAUCGAAAACAAAACCCACUUAACAGAAGGUGGUUGAGCACAGAAAGCGAGGCUGUUGAUUGUGGCGGGACGCAGCAGCCUGGACCUGCAGCCGGUCACAGGGGGCGCUGUGGCGCAACGUUCCCGCUCUGAGGUUGGGGGGCUGUUUCUGUUGAGGAAACGGUGUGUGUUUGUGCGUUUCGUGCUCACCAAAGCUGCUUUAAUACAAGAAGCCAAACACUAAACAAGGAAUACGACAACACGACCAAAUGCAACCAAACUAUUCAAACCGUUUUCCUCGGCUCUGCCUUCCAGGCUCCCCGCUGGCCUCCAUCAGCUCGGAGCAUCUCAGUGAAUGUUUCCCACAGACACUCUUAUGGAAAUAUCUCUCAUGUGGAUGUAUUUAUUAUAUUUUAAUAUGGGCUUAUUGAAUGAAAUGAUGGGACAUUACUGACUGCAGUAUUCAGUACCCGACAGGUGAUCAUCAGGUGCUACUGUACAGCCACUUCACAUCUGUAGCUGGCCCCCGUUCUAAAACAAACAAACAAAAAAAAGGUGCAUCGCAGGGAUGAAAAGAAAUUACAUCUCAUGAAGCUACUGUGCUCUCAUUUCACACGCUGGGUCAUGACGAUGCACAGGGAAACACUGGGCCUCAUGCAAGAACUCAGAGUCACCAAACUCUGGACAGAGCAGUGAUUUUACUCUGUCUGUAUAACAGGAUGUUCCCCUGCACAGAGGCCUGAACUGUGGAACAUCCCAAACCAAAACAUGUCCUUAAAUUAGAAAGAAAUACAGUCAGACUUGUUAAACCUCUGUUAUUUGGCAGCCAUGAUGCCACAGCAAAUUCAAUUGGUACAGUUGGUUCUUGCGUGAGGCCCAGUGUGUCAGUAACAGGCUUUGAGUUCAGAUGUAGCCGCCUGGAGGAGCACUCAGCCAAUAGGAGCUUCCACUUUAUCCACAGAUUAUUUGCUGAAGACUGGAUGUGACUGGUUUAUUCAGGAGUUUCAGUCAUUACGAGGUUUUGGAGGACAGAGUUAACAUCCUGUCCUGGAUCAAACUUUAAAUGAUUUAAAGCUAAAGCUCAGCUUUUCUGUCUCUUUCAUGACCUUUGUUCUCUGCCAGGAUGCAUCUGUUAAACUCAGCAGCGUCAGUAUUUCCCAGUUCGAGCUCAAAUACCAAUGAUUUUCUUUACUUCAGGAGAUUUGUCGUGUCCUCUUCAGUGUUUCAGUCUCUGUGAAAUGAUUGAUUUUGCACAGCUGAUGUGAUCUUUACAUCACAUUUUAUGACUCCUCAAGCUUUUUGCAAAUCAUCUGUUUUUUUAAAAUUUAAAUAUUUAGAAAUGAUAUAAAUGUACAGACUUUUAAUUGAAGCUACUCUCGUUUCUGUCGCAGUCAAUAUGAAGCUACAACCAGCAGGUGUGUUAGCUUAGCUUAGCAUAAAGACUUGAAGCGGGGAAGCAGCUAGCCUGGCUAUGUCUAAAGGUAACAAAAGAAAUAUAAUCAAACAAAACACAAACUGUCAUUUUUACACUAAACAAUCAAAGAUAUGACGUGCAGUCAGGCUAGUGGUUUCCCCUUGUUUCCAGUCUUUAUGCUAAGCUAAGCUAACCAUAUCUUGGCUGUAGCUUCAUAUUUGGGUCACAGACAUGAGAGCUGUAUUGAUCUGGAGCAGGAACUUCCUACUCAUCAAGUGUUUCAGCGAGCAGAGAAAAGCAUCAAACUGGUUUCAUGUUUUAGAUUCAUUCAUUAUAUCUUCACAGCAGCUUUUAAAGCACUUUAGAACCAUUAAAACAGGCUUUUCAGUGUGCGGGUGUACAGUCAGUGUCAUGUGCAGCCCUUCUCUCUUCACCAGCUUCUCAUCUUUUCCACAGAAAUUUAAAACCCGAUCAGAACUGCCAGUCGAGUGCUGUGGAGCCAGGAGGAUCCUGUGGUUAAUAAAUUCUCUUAAACAGUCCGAAUAUAAGAACGCAGAGUUUAAAAAAAAAAGAAAAGCAACCAGGUUAGCAUGGUCUCCGUUUUCACAUCUCGUCCCAGUGUCUCACUUUUCAGUCAGGAAUUUUUCAGUCAGCUUUGUCCCAGUAUAUAUAUAUAUAAAAUAUAAUGUAUGCAUAGAGAUUGUAUGAAAGGUUUCAUUUUGUUUUGUUUUUUUAAUAUUGAAGAGUUAUUUUUGGAAUCAUUGGUAUAAAAGUUUUAAAAAGACGGAAUAUUUUUGAUAGGAUGUAGGCCACAUUCAUUUUGCAGAUUGUGUAGCAAGUUCCUUGAGCUGAGAAGAAAAAAAAAGAUCUAAUACUAAUAUUAAAAAUGAAUAUUGUUUUGUCAUAAAGUGGAAAAUAUCUAACCCCCAAAUGCAACAGGAAGGAAGUGCUUCAGUUUGAGACGAAUGUGUAGGUAAAGAAAAAAAAGCUUUACACCAGCCAUCAGCUUUGACCUGUUCUACUGUUCUUUUUAUUUAACGCUCACAGGUGAAAUAUUUGAUGUUUAGUGGCUGCUGCUCUUUAAAAUAAUCCACAGAAAGAUGUAUUAUUUUCACUUUUUCAUCAGAUAACACAAGCUAACCCAGGAGGAGCUGCAAACCUCCAUGUUUAGUUGUUAAAUGACUAAUUAAAAUACAAUUACAUUAUAGGUGGUUUGAUUAAAGCGGCAUAAUGUAACUUUGCUGAGCAGCAGCGCCCCCUGCAGCCUAAUUUAUUCUGCCGGGCUCAAAGCCUAUCAAUCCCCUGUUUAUUACCCAUGAUCCCCGGCGUCAGGAGCAGGAAGUGCUCUCACACCAAACUCUGUUUCUAACUUUGAUGUUUCUGUCAGUUUCCUGGAUACCAGAGACGAACGCUGGUGUUUAAUGACUUUUUAAAGUCUUUUUAACUGAUCUGCAGUUCAGCAUCAGUCUGAACUCUCUGGGUCUGAUUCCAGCUGUUUGAGCUGCUGAUUAUCAGUCAAUCAGAGGGAGAUCGAACCUGAAGAACCAGAGUUACACAGAGAAACAGCAGAGUUACAACUAUUACAACUCAGUGUCCCAUCACAGUGAUCCUGAAGCUGAGAUUUUAAAGUAAAAAGUUACAUUAUGUUGCUUUAAGAGGCAGAAAACUGUGUUCAGAUCAGCAGGUUUGGACACUGCUGAUAAACCUUAAGCUGAUAAAAGUUUUAAUUUCAUCCCAGAGAAAAUGCUGAGCUGUUGAGCCGCCACAUAAUAAGAUAUGUGUUUAGUAAACACUACAAAGGUCAACCGUCAUAACUGACUUCUGUUUUGAGUCCAGACCUGAACUUACAUGAUUAAUGGCCUCUAACGUAGAUCUUCAUUACCCCCACCUUCACUUUAAUCAUUAAACCUUAAAUCGUCUCUAAUGGUUACAUGAAUUUCUCAUUAAUGUAGGUGUUUUUUUGAGGAGUCUGAGUGACGACCGAGGCCUGUUUGAAGGAGAAACUCUCGAGUUUUGAUGCAAAUUUUGGUGAAAUUGAACCCGUCUCACCUCCUGCGUUGAUGGUUUCUGAACAGCUGAUUGAUCUUGACAAAGUUCACAUCGCUUUGUUUUCAUUAUCUUAACUUUGGAGCAUUUGGAAACAGGAUGAUUAAGUUUAGGAAAAUGUUCCUUUAGGGUUGAUUUAUUAUUUUUGCCUUUCAUAUUCUCGAUCAGGGCAGUGAUAUUUUGGAAGGUAAAUUCUUAUUUUCUCUCUCGGGUGAUUAAAACUUUCCACUAUGUCAAAAUGAGAAGUACUUUUAUGCUUUCUGAUUGUUUUUGAAGUGUUGUUAUGUGUAAAUCAUCUAUUUAUUCAUAAGCACCAGCUUUAUUUUGGUGAACCUGGUAUCUGGGUCCUAAUCAGUUUCUGAAUAGCUUGUGUAUUUAAAGAAUAAAAUGAGUUUUAUGAAAAA